GCAAUGUUCAGUCUCUGCAUGGUUGAAAGUGAAGCUGAUGAAGUGAAUUUGCAUGGUGUCACAAGCCUCGGUUUAAAACAGGCCUUGGACUUUGCAUAUACUGGACAGAUCCUCUUGGAACCAGGGGUGAUACAGGAUGUAUUAGCAGCUGGGAGUCAUUUGCAGCUGCUGGAGCUUCUCAGUUUAUGUUCUCACUAUCUAAUUCAGGAAUUAAAUAGUUUAAAUUACUUGGACCUGUAUAAGCUCGCAGACCUCUUCAACCUCACUUUGUUGGAGAAUGCAGUGGUUGACUUCUUAGUAAAACAUCUUUCUGAGCUAUUGAAGAGUCAUCCUGAAGAAGUUCUGGCACUCCCAUACUGUCUCCUUCGAGAGGUUUUUAAAAGUGAUAGACUCACUUCACUCAGUGAAGAACAAAUCUGGCAG
Molecule: messenger RNA, 423 nt
Organism: Antrostomus carolinensis (chuck-will's-widow)
Lineage: Eukaryota; Metazoa; Chordata; Aves; Caprimulgiformes; Caprimulgidae
Product: kelch-like protein 32
Exons: 3
Source: RefSeq, a predicted model, not a curated record